AUGUCGUUCACCGACCGCUUGCUCUCUCUGCCGAACCUCAACGCGGUUUACUCGGCGGUGCUGCUCGAAGAGCUACGCCGCGGCGGCCUCGGGCACGUCUUCCUCUGCCCCGGUUCGCGCUGCUCCGCGCUGACCGCCGCUGUCGCCGCCAGCAGCGUGCCGCACACGAUGGUGACGGACGAGCGCGGAGCCGGAUUCGCCGCUAUCGGGUUCGCACGUGCAAGCGGCCGGCCCGCCGCCGUCGUCGUAACCUCCGGCACCGCCGUCGCCAAUCUGCUUCCCGCAACCGUCGAGAGCUGCGGCGCGCCACUAGAGAUGCUGACGCCCGUAGCCCCUGUGACGCAUCCGCUACGGCGGAUGCAGGACACGGGCGCCAACCAGACGGUGGCACAGGUGGGGAUGCUGGGCCCGCUGCGCUGGUUCAAGGAUGUGCCUCCGCCCGCGGAGUCGGAGCCACUGGUCGCUUGGCUCGCCGACGCCGCGUAUGCUGCCGCAUGCACGCUACGGCAGCCGCAGGGGCCGGUGCAGCUCAACCUCCAGUACCGCGAGCCGCUGGCGCCCUCCGCCGCGGCGUGGCCAGCGGCGCUGCUCGAGGCCCCUCGUGUCGCCUCCUGGCCUCCCGCGCCUCUCGCCUACCGAGAGUUGCUCGCCUCCAGCUCGCCCUUCACCGUCUACUCGACUGCAGAGGGCCCGCCGGGCGAGGAGGUGGUGGCGCCGCUCGCCGCGCUGCUCGCCGGAGCGAGGCGUGGCGCGGGCGGAGGGUGCCGUGGGUGCGGCGUGGUUGUAGCCGGCGCGAUGCGGAGCGAUGCGGGGCGGCGAGCGGCCGCCGCACUCGCGGCGCGGCUUGGCUGGCCGCUACUCGCCGACAUCAACUCGGGCUUGCGCAAGCCAGGCGCGGCAGGAGAGUCGGAGGGGGCGACAAUGUCGGCGGCGGCGGUCCGCAGUGUGCCGUUGUACGAUUUGCUGAUCGGCGCAGAGGAGGUGGCACCUCCCGACGUGGUUCUGAUGGCGGGCGAGUGGCCGGCGUGGGUGGCGCGUCACGUCUGCGCCGUGCUGGCGCGGCGGGAGGCUGCGACGGGCACCCGCGCAGACCCAGCCGGCAGCCGCGGCGGGGGCGCUAGGCACUUUCUCUUCUGCUCGAGCUCGCUGCCGAUCCGCCACCUCGACAUGUAUUGCGCCGUCGCGCCGGAGGCGCGCUCCAAGCCCAAUCCGCGCCCUUCCCUAGCCGAGGUGCUCUCCAACCGCGGCGCGAGCGGCAUCGACGGCAUCUUGCACGCGGCAUUGGGCGCCGCGCUGGCCAGCCCACAGGGGGGGUGCACUUGCCUUGUCGGCGACGUGGCGGCGCUGCACGACCUAUCGGCGCUGCCCGCGCUCGCCGCGGCGGCGCCGCCCCUGACGGUGGUCAUUCUCAACAAUGGCGGCGGCGGUAUCUUCCACUACCUGCCAAUCGCCUCACACCAGGUCUUUACGCCGUAUUUCGACACGCCCCACACCCACAGUUUCGACUCUGUCUGCCGCGGCUUUGGGCUGCCGUACGCCGCCGCCUCGACGGCGGAGGCGUUCGAGGCAGCCUACGGCGCGGCGCUCGCGGGCGGCUCCCUCUCGCUGAUCGAAGUCUUCUGCCACAAGGAAGAGACCCACCGGACGCACCAGCAAUUGCUCGGCGUUGCGCGCGCAGUAGCCCGCCGCGUGCUCGCGAGCGGUGCUCGAGACAGUGCGCUGAGAGGAGGUGCGGUGUGA
Molecule: messenger RNA, 1740 nt
Organism: Emiliania huxleyi CCMP1516
Lineage: Eukaryota; Haptophyta; Isochrysidales; Noelaerhabdaceae
Exons: 8
Coding region: 1-1740 (579 amino acids)
Biological process (GO): menaquinone biosynthetic process
Molecular function (GO): 2-succinyl-5-enolpyruvyl-6-hydroxy-3-cyclohexene-1-carboxylic-acid synthase activity; thiamine pyrophosphate binding
Source: RefSeq, a predicted model, not a curated record